CGCACACGUGCAAUCGCACUGCCGACACGGCUCUUCGUUUCGACAGCGAAACUCUCCGUUCGCGCGCUUGCCUGCUUGCGCGAAGGUCGGCGCAUGAGCGGUGGAGAGGGAACACCCGGCCCGCGAGACCGCGCGCGCGACGCGCAGGAAUUGUAUCUGCGUAUCUACGCGAUUGCUCGCUGACGCCCGCCCGUUGAGCACUUUACCGUUUGACUCCGCGAGUUCCGGAAGACAAAGGAGAAGCUGCUCACAGGAACUGCGCGCGCGGGUGUUUGCUUGCCUUCUCCGCAGACUGCGCGACAGCGGUGCGACUUUGGGACCCGGGGUGAGCGGGCGGGAUCCGAAGAACGGAGCGAGGGCCUGUCAGGAAUCGCAUCGCUGUGACGGCAGUCGUCGUGGUCGUGGUCCCGUGAUUCGGCAGCACAGUACACCCUCGUCAUGGCCGUGCGGUACUUCCACGCGGCCGACUACUGCGUGCUCGUGGCCGUGCUGUGCCUCUCUUCGUUCAUCGGCGUCUACUUCGCCUGGAAGGGCCGCCGCAGUACCAACAACAAGGAGUUCCUCGUGGGAAACAGAAUGUUGCAGGUGUUUCCGGUGACGAUGUCCAUAAUGGCAAGUUUUUUGUCGGCGAUCGCCAUUUUGGGCGUGCCAUCAGAAAGUUUCAUCAACGGCUCCCAGUACAUGGUCAACUUCAUCGGUGUCGUCAUCGGCAUCCUGUUGGCAGCUCACGUCUUUAUGCCCGUGUUCUACGAAAUCGACAUGAUCAGCGUGAACCAGUACCUGGAGAAACGGUACAACUCUGUCUUCAUCCGAAAGUUCACUUCCGCCAUCACUGUGGUUCAAACGUGUUUCUACAUGGGAGUAGUAUUAUACGGUCCGUCACUUGCACUUGGGUCGGUGACUGGUCUUCCAGUGUGGCUCUCCAUUGUGCUCAACGGAAGCGUUUGCGCCUUUUACACGACAAUUGGAGGCAUCAAGGCUGUCGUCUGGACCGACGUCAUACAGAUGUCGCUCAUGCUUUCCGGAUUCUUCAUCGUUCUCAUCAAGGGCUUGAUGAUCACUGGUGGGCCUGCCGCCGUUUUCGACACCGUGGACAAGCAUGGCUUACUUGAGUUUUUUGACAUGAGCUUCAACUUUCAGAAGACGUUCACCUUCUGGGGCGUCGUCAUCGGAUCCACGGUCACCUGGACCAUGGGACUGUGCACCAACCAGACCAUGAUUCAGCGCUACUGCAGUCUCCAAUCUAUUAAGAAGGCUCGCUCGGCGCUGUACGUCAACAUGCUGGGUGUCGGAGGAACGCUGACGUUAUCUUCGCUCUGUGGUCUCGUGCUUUUCGCGAUUUAUCAUCAGUGCGACCCGGUGAAGGCAUCCGUCAUCAACAAGUACGACGAGAUGAUGCCGUACUUUGUUAUGGACUCCCUUGGCCACCUACCGGGCAUGACGGGACUGUUCGUCACGGCUGUUUACAGCGGAUCACUCAGCACCAUGUCGUCUGGCUACAACGCCUUGGCCGCCAUCACGUGGGAGGAUUUCCUAAAGCCAAAGCUCAAGUUGUCUCCCAGGGGUGUCAUGUGGGCAACGAAGGCGAUAGCUGCCACCUACGGUCUCCUCACGGUGGUCAUCGCAUUUCUCGCAGGCACACUGCCUUCCAUCCUUUCGGCAACUUUCGUCACGACCGGGUGCUUCGUAGGCGCUUCCGGAGGCAUAUUCUUCCUCGGUCUCUUAUUUCCAUGGUCCGAAAGCAGGACCGUUAUCAUGUCCAUGUUAACGGGCAUGGCAUUGUCCUUCUGGGUGGCCAUCGGUGGCAUGGUCUACCCUCGGCAGCCUGUGAUCGCGCGCACCACGGUUGAAGCCUGCGCCUUCAACUACACGCUCAAAGUGCCUCCUCAGCGAACAUACCUCUCCGGUGGCCUAUACGACCUGUACCACGUGUCGUACAUGUGGAUCCCAGCAAUCAGCUUCUUCUCCACAAUCUUCGUAGCUGUAUUUGUCACGCUUAUUCGUGGUACAAAGAACUCGGCUGAUGUAGAUCCAAGCCUGUUAGCGCCGGGAAUUAGGGAGUUCUACAUGAGGACGAGGACAAAGCAGGAACAACAGUGCACCAAGGAACAAAAAUGCGUGCCCGUAAAGGUGGAGGACACGACCGCCGAGAAACCGGAGAAACUCCGCGAGAUCGUCGGCUACACCAACGGUCACGUGAACUAUGCUAUGACCAAUGACGACGGCGCGGAACACACGGCCAUGUAGGCGUCGAAAAGACUGUGAUAUUUAAGGCUGACGAACUGUUUACGUCGUUUGUGCAUACCUCGGUUCAUCUGCCUCGAAUUGUAAAUGUACAUAGCACUCUCGCAAAAUAUGUUGCACGUCUUGCAGUGGAGUCGGUGCAAAAAGAAAGAAAUGAUUCGGGGCUGUCGUUUUCUGGCAACGACCAAAUACUGUAGGUGGCAUCUGGCAACCCUAUAGACGCAGUGUCUCGCUUUACGAUCUUUUACUCAGCCUCCUUUCGGGGAUCACUAUACUGUGGGAAACGAGAAUACUUCCAGGUUUUUGCUGCACGUUUUCGACGUAGCUCGAAGGAGAUCUUACUGCCGUUUUUUUUUUCUCUUCAUU
This is a messenger RNA of Dermacentor albipictus, 2610 nucleotides long. Lineage: Eukaryota; Metazoa; Arthropoda; Arachnida; Ixodida; Ixodidae. The record is from RefSeq and is a predicted model, not a curated record.